This is a messenger RNA of Penicillium waksmanii, 243 nucleotides long. RefSeq lists its product as uncharacterized. Bases 1 to 243 code for a protein of 80 amino acids. Lineage: Eukaryota; Fungi; Ascomycota; Eurotiomycetes; Eurotiales; Aspergillaceae. The transcript is spliced from 2 exons. The record is from RefSeq and is a predicted model, not a curated record.
AUGACUGGCGACGGCAGGGAGAAGCUCUUCUCAGAGGGGCUCGAAUGGGUUUCGCUUGAGGUUCAAGCUUGGGAAGAGACCCCAGAUGGAUUGAAGUGGUCAAAGUACUCAUACAUGAUUCUUCAUGGCGCAGACUUCACACUAAGAUGGUCUGGCGCGCUUCGUCGCGCGCACUUUCGUAGCAACAUGCGUGAAACCCAAAAGGCACAUAUGAUGGAGAAUCGGGAAUAUGAUGGACAUUGA